Carassius carassius (crucian carp) is the source of this 6082-nucleotide messenger RNA. RefSeq names its product voltage-dependent calcium channel subunit alpha-2/delta-2-like. Gene Ontology annotation, cellular component: voltage-gated calcium channel complex. The coding region runs from base 254 to 3583 and encodes 1109 amino acids. The record is from RefSeq and is a predicted model, not a curated record. The transcript has 39 exons. Gene Ontology annotation, molecular function: voltage-gated calcium channel activity. Lineage: Eukaryota; Metazoa; Chordata; Actinopteri; Cypriniformes; Cyprinidae.
GAGCAAAUAAGGCUCAGCAGCGGCAGCACAGCAGUGCCAGUGGCGGCAGCAGCGUCAACGCAUCUGCGCGUCUCCGAACUGCCUUGUCUCGGGUCAAUCAAUCCCUCAGCCCCGUUACCGAUUGAGAUUUAACAGCGGCUUUGGAUCUUAACGAGCCAUCUCCAUCCUCGACCACAGCUCGGUGUCAGCCUCCGUUCGCUUGACUACCGGUUCCGUUUAUAUCUAGCCAGUUUCUUUAAUUUUUUAAUGGAAAAUGGCGAUGUUUGCUCAGUCCCCCGGUCUGUUGUGCCUCCUCUCCGUUCAAACUGUGCUGCUCCUCAGCCUCUCUUCACCGGGAACGGCGACGCUCCUCUUUCCUCAGCACUACACGAUGAUGCACUGGGCAGGUCGCAUAGAGAAGGAACUGGAGAAGGUGCUGCAGCUCGUCACCGGAGUUCAGCAAAUGAAAGGAAUUUACAUUGACAAGAGAAAUCAUUUUGGUGUGGAGCGUAAUACGCCCAAGCAGCUGGUAGAGAAGGUGGCAGGAGACAUCGCCAAACUGCUCAACAGGAAACGCAAAGCUCUGGAGAGAUUGGCUAGAGAAGCUGAAGACAUCCAACGAGAGCAUUCAUGGCAAGAUGCAAUCAAAGAAAAUGACAUCCAGUACUACGACUCCAAAGCCGACUCUGAUGCUCCUGAUGAUGAAGAUGGAGAAAACCUCUUGGAAAACCCGAACUCUCUUUCUUUGGAGUUUGUGGAUGAUCCCAACUUCAAGAACAAAGUCAACUACUCAUAUACAGCCGUACAGAUUCCUACUGACAUCUACAAAGGCUCUCCCACGAUCCUGAACGAGCUGAACUGGACUCAGUCUCUGGAGAGGGUCUUCAUUGAAAACAGCCGUGAGGAUCCUUCACUGCGCUGGCAGGUGUUCGGCAGCGCCACCGGAGUCACCAGAUACUACCCCGCCACAAAGUGGAGAGCGCCCAACAAGAUUGACCUGUAUGAUGUGAGGAGACGCCCGUGGUACAUUCAGGGAGCUUCUUCUCCCAAGGACAUGGUCAUCAUCGUGGACGUGAGCGGUAGUGUCAGUGGACUGACCCUGAAGCUGAUGAAAACUUCUGUCAUCGAGAUGCUGGACACACUUUCUGAUGACGACUACGUAAAUGUGGCUCGGUUCAAUGAGAAAGCCUACGCCGUGGUGCCCUGCUUCACCACGCUGGUCCAAGCCAACAUAAAAAACAAGAAGAUCUUCAAAGAGGCUGUUAUGAACAUGCAAGCCAAGGGGACGACAGACUACAAGACCGGCUUUCAGUUUGCCUUUGACCAGCUGUUAAACGAGACCAGCGCUCCGAGAGCAAACUGCAAUAAGAUGAUAAUGAUGUUCACCGACGGUGGCGAGGAUCGUGCUCAAGACAUCUUUGAGAAAUACAACUGGCCAAAUAAAACAGUGAGAGUUUUCACAUUCUCAGUGGGGCAGCACAACUAUGACGUCACUCCUCUGCAGUGGAUCGCUUGUGCCAACAAGGGUUACUACUUUGAGAUCCCUUCCAUUGGAGCCAUAAGAAUCAACACACAGGAGUAUUUGGAUGUUCUUGGACGGCCAAUGGUUCUGGCUGGUGAACGGGCUAAACAAGUGCAGUGGACCAAUGUUUACCAGGAUGCUCUGGGUUUGGGUCUCGUCAUUACCGGCACAAUGCCAGUCUUCAAUCUCACCACUGACGGAGACUCCAAAAAUCAGUUGAUUCUUGGUGUCAUGGGUGUAGACAUCGCCCUCAAUGAAAUUAAAGAACUCACACCAAGAUAUAAGCUUGGAGCCAAUGGUUACACGUUUGCCAUAGAUCCCAAUGGUUAUGUGCUGCUGCACCCCAACCUACAGCCUAAGAUCAUUAACUUCAGAGAGCCGGUCACAUUGGACUUCUUGGAUGCUGAACUUCCAGAUCGCAGCAAGGAGGAGAUCCGCCGUCAAAUGAUUGAUGGCAAAGCAGGACAGAGGAGAAUCAGGACACUGGUGAAGUCUGUGGAUGAGCGUUACAUUGAUGAGGUCCAGAGGACAUACAUAUGGAGUCCAGUGGAGGGUACUGAUUACAGUCUCGGUUUAGUUCUGCCGUCCUACAGCGAACACCACAUCAAGGCCAACCUGAGUGACCAGAUCCUCCAGGUCCAGUACGGAUCAGUCUUCAAGGAUUUUGAGUCUCUCCUGCCAAACACUUUUGAGUCAGAGGGACAUGUGUUCAUUGCCCCCAGGGAAUACUGCAAAGACCUGGAGCUGUCGAACAACAACACAGAGUUCCUCCUCAACUUCAUCGCUCUGAUGGAGAAGGUCACGCCGGACUCCAAACAAUGUGACAAUUUCUUGCUGCAUAAUCUGAUCUUGGACACAGGCAUCAUUAAAGAGCUGGUAGAUAAAGUUUGGAAGAACAAGGACCUCAACACGUAUGGCUUUAUGGCGGUCUUUGCAGCCACAGAUGGAGGCGUCACUCGAGUUUUCCCUAAUAAGGCCUCUGAGACCUGGGAGGAAGAUCCAGAGCCUUUUAUUGCUAGUUAUUACCGUCGCAGUCUGGACAACAAAGGCUACAUGUUCAGAGCCCCCUAUCGCACCGCCAAUGAUGAAUCCAUACUGAAUCCAGAGAACGACACCAUCGGCAUUCUGGUUAGCACUGCAGUGGACGUGACCAUAGGAAGCAGAAACCUGAAACCUGCAGUUCUGGGUGUGAAGCUUGAUCUUGAGGCAUGGACAGACAAAUUCAAGAUCCUGGCGAGCAACCACACCAACAGCAACCGGCAGAGCUCUCAAACAUGUGGACCCACCAGUGGCUGUGAAAUGGACUGUGAAGCCAACAGUGAUGACUUGCUUUGCUAUCUGAUAGAUGACGGCGGCUUCCUCGUCAUGUCCAAUCAGAAAGACUACUUGAAUAAGAUCGGGAUGUUCUUCGGCGAGGUCGACGCCACCCUCUUUUACGCCCUCUAUAACAACUCCUUCUACAGACGCAAGCAGUCUUACGACUAUCAGUCGGUGUGUGACCCGGUGCCCAGCAGCAACACAGGGGCCGCCCCGCGAGGAGUGUUUGUGCCUACUAUCGCCGACGUGUUAAAUGUUGCCUGGUGGACGUCAGCAGCUGCCUGGUCACUGCUGCAGCAGAUGCUCUAUGGGUUUGCCUAUCAGAACUGGUUCAUGACAGUUGAGGUGGAUGCUGAAGGCCUGGAGUCUAGACAGACCAGCUGUGUGACAGUACAGACACAGUUUUACUUCAGUAACAUCAGUAGCUCCUACAACAUACUGCAGGACUGUGACAACUGCUCCAGGUUAAUUCAUGCUAAGAGAAUAAACAACACUAACCUGCUGUUUGUGGUGGCUGAAAAACUGUCCUGCGACUCCUGUGAAAUAGAGAAACUGUCUCAGGUGGAGACAGAAUAUAAAGAAACAAAUACAUGCGAGACAAUAGCCACAGCUCGCUAUAGAAAAGGAACCACCACCUGUUUCGACUACAGUGUUUUAGAGAACACAUCAGACUGUGGGCGGGGUCACUCGUUCCGCCCCUCCGUACUCACUUUACUCCUCCUCCAGCUCCUCCUCCUGUGUGUUGUGGCCCGCCCCUCUGUUUAACUCCAUCCUGCAGUCCUCCUCUCCCUUCUUCUUGUCUCCUUAAUUUCUCCUUUGUCUCCCCGUUGCUCUAGUCAUAGGUAAUAUAAAGGGACUUCCUCCUGCCCUUAUAUGGAAGCCCAGUCGUACUGCUUCUUCCACUUAGCUUCACAGGUUGUUGCUUAGUGACCGUUGCAGAACUUUGUUGUCUCCUGCCAAUCAAGAGCAUUUGUGGGAGGAGCUUAAAGUGUCUUUACGAAAACAGGAAGCUAGCGAUGUGACGGCCUUCUUGGAUCAAUGAAGAAAUGGUGGAAAAUGACACGGACUGUUCCCUCCUGCCCUUGUGGCAGAAAAGGGGUCGGGUUUCGUUUGACUCCACCACUAAAGGGGAAAUGUCAUCAUCAUCAUCCUCAUCUUCAUCCUGUAAGCCAUGUCACGAGGCUACAGGACAUUCUGACACCGUCUAGCUUCCAGUAACAAGAAAAUAACCCAAUAAGAGCAGAACUUUAAGCGAUUCUCAAAAAAAUAUCAAUAACAACAUGUGAGUAUUAAAAACAUACCUCCAUAUAUUAGGGUAGUUAACGAGGAAGGAAGGAUGAUAGAUGAUAUUUAUUCAAUUAUCUUUUGUUAAUUUAUGCACUAUAUCUACUUCUUGCCAAAAUGAGACUUGUUGUGUGGUCUAAUUUUUCUAGCCAAAUUAGGAGGUAAGAAAACCACAGAAAAAGAAAGUAGAGAAAUUAAAGAGGUAUCACACCAUUGCUUCAUCAGUCACAAGGGCUUCAUAGAUGUAUUAUUUCUAUUUAUAUCACGACCCUGAUCCAAUUAGGUUAGGCUUUUAAUUUGUGUUAAUUAUCUUUAUCACAAGGUAAACUAUAUUGAUGCCUCAGUAAUAUAAUAUUUGCAGCUAAUAUGUAAUAGUUGCGUGUGUGCAUUUUUAAAGGACUAGUUCACCUAAAAAUUAAACAGUUUUGUGUAUUUUUCAUUCAUUUAUUUAUCCCAAACAUGCUGUUAGUUUUACACCAAAUGAGAAUUGUUUAAGAUCAGGAUAGAGUGACUAUGAUUUCCAGCUUAAAAAAAAAAUCCAUAAAAGACCCAAAAAAGCAGUCUGUAUUAGGUUUUCUAAAGUCAUAUGAUAGUUCAGUGUAAUGAAAACACCAAAACCUAUUGUACAGCCUUGGAAGACUUGGAAUAUCGCAUAUAAAUCACUUUUAUUUCUCCUCUUUGUUUUUUCUUUGUUUUUUGAGGGGUCAAUGUGUACUGUUAUUGAAUGGAACAUAUUUAGGUGAACUGUUCCUUUAAAUAAGAUGGGAUGUGAUAAUGAAGAGAUUUUUGAUGGAUUGAAAUGCAGUUUGAGUGUUUUUAGCGCUGAUAUCUGUUGCAGUCUCUGUAAUUCUGUCCUGUACAGUUUUUCACAAUCUCAGAAUGUCAAUCACAUAUUGCAUCUGAUCACAUCACAACACAUGCUGUUUGUUUGCACCAUUAUUUGCACUGAUGGACUUGUCUGUGAAUAGUAAUAGUAACCAUGAUCCUAAUCAAUAUGACCAUUCAUGUAGAAGAAUUAUUUUUAUUUUUCAUAUACACAUAAGGGCCAAAACAUAUCUACUGUAGAUAUGUAGGCUGGAUAAAAUGUUCAGUAAUGUGUUGAUGCAAUCCAAGCAUUUGAAUUUGAGUAUGUUUCAGGCCUCAGUAUCUGUCAUGACAUUAUAUCUUAUGUUGAAAUGUUAAUAAUGCGAUGAAACUUAAGCAGAAACCCUUGUUUUGGGCCCUGCAUCAACCUUCUUUUAGCUGUGCCUUGAUGAACUUUUAUAUUGGACAGCUUCGCUAUCAGUCAGUUCAGUGCAGUAAAAGUCUUUCAUGGGCCUUAAAACUCACAGGUUGUGUUCAACACAGAAUACUAUCACACUGCAUACUAUAUUCUUCAUAUUAUUAAAACAAAAUACUUUUUAAUAUUCUGUAAUGAACAUUUUUAUGCUUUGUUCUGGUCACACCAACACAAUAUUUACCAUGUUUAGCCUCGGCCAAAUUAAAAAAAAAGUUAUUUUACCAAAGUUUAUUUAAAAAAGUCUGGUUGAAAUAUCAAGUCAAGAGUGAAAUGGUUGAUUUUGCUUCCGGUCAUUCUCCAAAUUGGAAAUGGCAGUCAAGUUGAGUGCAUUGCAUUGUGGAAUACUGUAUUUCAUGUAAUGCAUAUUAUGAUAAAUGUAGUUCCUCAAGUAUUCUAUACAUCUAGAAAACCUGCAUACUAUGUGUAAUGAGCAUACAGUAUGGCUAGAAUGCUAUUCUGAACGCAGCCAGUGUCUCCAAACAUUGUCACCUUACUGAUAUAAGGGAAUUCUAUUCAUUUUUUACAUUUACAUUAUUAUUGAGGUGCAGUAUUUGCCAUAACCUUGAGCUUCAUCCCUGCAAUGUACACAGACUUGAUGAGCACCUUAUGCAUUUAUUUUGUCAGCAAACGGAGCUAAAUCUCAACCUCUGUGACUGAUUCUGAGCUGCACGUUUGGCAUUUUAGUCACCAUCACCUUCAGU